AUGAGCAACUUCCACGAUGAAAGCUCCGGGCUGAUGAUUGGAGAGCAUGGACAAGAGUACGCGGGCUCCUCUUGCGGCAUGUCCCUUGCGACUCAGUCCGGUCUACAAUGGAUCUCUCAGAAGGCCGGCAACAGCAACAACGGCAACAGCAUCAGCUUGGACGAGCAGAGGGAAAUGGUGAACGAAAUUCUCUCUCAGUUGAAACUACCCACACGUGGCGAGAAUGGAUCUCGCAACCGCCCGCAGUCAAAUCUUCCACCAAUUGAGGUGGCGAAGCGAUACAUCGAUGUAUACUUUGCCAAACAAUGGCUGUGGCCGAUUAUUCGGGAAUCUGGUUUUCGAGAGCAUUGCGAACGGUAUUGGAAUGACCCUGCCAGUUGUGACAAGACUUGGUAUGCGCUAUACAAUGUAGUUCUCGCACUCGGAUGUCGAGCUUGCCUCUCUUCUGGCACACUCAAAUCUUUUCGAGACUCGGAAAACGAAGCCUGGGCUUAUUUUGACAACACGGUCUCGGUACAAUCCAAUCUGAUGUAUCAGAAGACGUCUCUACAGGCCGUGCAAACUUUUGCAUUGAUGACAGUAUUUGCACAAGGUGUGGGGGGGCCUCAGCCAGAGUACAUCUACUGCGCCAUUGCUGUGCGCUUUGCCACGGGAUUGGGAUUGCACAAAUCCUCGCCCAAGGCAUGGCAUAUGUCCGACCUCGAAAUCGAGGACCGCAACCGCCUGUUUUGGAGUCUUUACUGUCUUGACAAGACAAUCGCUUUCCGCACGGGCCGGCCUUCAUUGCUGGAUGAUAGUGACAUCGCCUGUCCUUUCCCUCGCGAUUUGUUCCCUGAUCACCACGGUGAAGACGGUUCCCAUGAGUCUCGAGACUUCUUUCUCAACGUCACACGCUAUUCUCGAAUCUGCUCCCGCAUCAUCAAAAACCUGUAUUCGACGACAUCUCUUAUGCAGACCGCCGAGGCAAGAGGGGCAACGGUGGUCGAACUGUAUGAGGAGCUCAAGCAGUGGAGGCGUGUUGCGACCACGGACGCAGGUCAAGAUGCAUUGCAGGGUUGGGCGUCCCUUCGAGAAACGAAAAUGACAUCCAUGGCCCUUUUUCACCAACGCCUUGUGCUGGAGUAUUUCUACCAUGACUGCGUGGCGUCGCUCGACAAGGCACGUCGACUAAAAGACAUAGCUGAAGCCCGAGCGGGAAAUACCUCUUUACAAAGAUUCGCGCUGGAUCAAUUAGCGGCAGAUUCUCUGGAGUCUGCCCGAUCCAUGUGUUUGUUGACGCAGUACAUCGAUAUCGAGAGCUAUGCACCCAACUGGCUUGUCAUAUACUACCCGCUCACCGCGAUCAUCACGAUUUUCACGUUUCUGGCCAGCAACCCACGGUCCAGUUCUGCCACGGCCGAUAUCGCACUCAUGCAAUGUGUCCUCGGUCUGUUUGGACGAAUCGAGUACAUCUCUUCGGGAAAUAUCCUGCUAACUAAGAGUGGAGAGUUCAUCAAGAUUGUUUCUUCUCUCGUUGAGAAGGCAAAGAAUGACGAGGAGAAUGAAGAUAGUAGUCUUUCACGACAACCUCAAUCAUUGCAAGAGCAACAGCCGCGAUGCCACGAGCGUCAAGACGAUGUCGCGGAUCUUCACGCACCCGAUCGACUUAAGAGCUCCAGGGUCGAUUCGCCCUUUCUUCAAACUCAGACGGGUGAAAAUAACCUACCUGAUGACGACUUUAGUAUGCCUUAUAUGGCUGACCAGUUCCAAUCUCUCAAUUGGCUUAAUUGGAAUUUUCUCCAGGAGGAUAUCAUGAUAACUCGUUGA
Messenger RNA from Cladophialophora yegresii CBS 114405, 1806 nucleotides. RefSeq lists its product as uncharacterized. Lineage: Eukaryota; Fungi; Ascomycota; Eurotiomycetes; Chaetothyriales; Herpotrichiellaceae. The coding region runs from base 1 to 1806 and encodes 601 amino acids. The transcript has a single exon. Gene Ontology annotation, molecular function: zinc ion binding; DNA binding. Gene Ontology annotation, biological process: DNA-templated transcription. The record is from RefSeq and is a predicted model, not a curated record.